Messenger RNA from Mustela erminea (ermine), 913 nucleotides. Its product is annotated as cathepsin G-like. NCBI's taxonomy places the organism in Eukaryota, Metazoa, Chordata, Mammalia, Carnivora, Mustelidae. Gene Ontology annotation, cellular component: intracellular membrane-bounded organelle; cytoplasm. The coding region runs from base 66 to 839 and encodes 257 amino acids. Gene Ontology annotation, biological process: proteolysis. The record is from RefSeq and is a predicted model, not a curated record. Gene Ontology annotation, molecular function: serine-type endopeptidase activity. The transcript is spliced from 5 exons.
GGGGGCUACAAGUCAGGCAGGAGGGAGCACCCGCAGCACCUGCCUGGGGCAGCCUUCCCAAGAAGAUGCCACUGCUCCUGCUCCUGAUGGCCUUUCUCCUACCCCCUGGGACUGGGGCAGGGGAGAUCAUCGGAGGCCGAGAGGCCAGGCCUCAUUCCCACCCCUACAUGGCAUAUCUCCAAAUCGAUGGGCUCAAAGUUUGCGGGGGUUUCCUGGUGAGAAAUGACUUCGUGCUGACAGCAGCUCACUGCUGGGGAAGAACUAUCACUGUCACCCUGGGGGCCCACAACAUCCAGAGACAGGAACGGACCCAGCAGCGCACCGGGACUCUCAGAGCCAUCCGCCACCCUAACUAUGAUCCCCAGACCAACAGGAAUGACAUCAUGCUACUGCAGCUGGCAAGGAGAAUGAGACGGACGUCUGCUGUGCGGACAGUGACUCUGCCUCGUGCGAGGGCCAGGGUGAGACCCGGGGCCAGGUGCACUGUGGCAGGCUGGGGCCUGCUGGGCCUGAACAGGGGAACAAACAGACUUCACGAGGUGCAGCUAACCGUGCAGAGCGAUUCAAGGUGCUCCAAUCGCUUCACUUUCUACGACAGCCAAACACAAAUUUGUGUGGGCAACCCAAUGCAGAGGAAGUCCGCCUUCUUGGGGGACUCCGGAGGCCCCCUGGUGUGUAACGGUGUGGCCCAGGGCAUUGUCUCCUAUGGAGAUAGGAGAGGGUCUCCUCCAGCUGUCUUCACCAGGAUUGCAAGCUUCAUGCCCUGGGUUAACAGAACAAUGAGACGCUUCAAACAGCAGUGCCAGACCAGCCCCUCAGACCAGCCCCCCACGCUUUGAGUGACUCUGCCCUGGGGUGGCUCCAGGGAGGGUGUCAGAGCCUUAAUAAAUGUCCAUGUCUAGAGUGGAAAGAA